UGAAUGAUCCGAACUGGAGAAUUUGUGUUUGCCAAGAACCAAAGAAAAUUGGUCACCCCCUCGUUUAUCUGGACGAGUGUCACACUUCCUCACUCGGGACUAAUCUGGACGAGUGUCUUUGCACGCACUUCCUCGCUCGUUUGUUAUAGAUAUAUACAUAUUUUUUUCUCAUAAUCUACAAAAACUUAAAAACAUAAAAACGGAAGAAAAGGAGGUAAGAAAUAACAUAGAGAGAGAUAUAUAUACACACGCACAUAUAGGUGUUUGGUUUCAUCGUGCUAAUAGCCUAAUACAACUUGUAAUUUGAGGUUUGAAUUUGAUAGGUAGAAAUGGCGAGCUCGGCCGAGGUAACCCAGAGCGGUUCCAAAGAUGUAGUUUCCGUGGAACUUCCUGCUCCUCCUGGUUGGAAGAAAAAGUUCAUGCCCAAGAAAGGAGGGACCCCUAAGAAGAAUGAGAUCAUAUUUGCAUCCCCAACAGGAGAGGAGUUCUCUAACAAAAGGCAGUUGGAACAGUAUCUGAAAUCACACCCCGGCGGUCCAGCUAUAUCAGAGUUCGAUUGGGGAACAGGUGAAACCCCAAGGAGAUCAGCCAGGAUCAGUGAGAAGGCAAAGGCAAUUUCACCACCAGAUAGUGAGUCCCCGAAGAAACGAAGCAGGAAAUCUUCUGCGAAAAAGGAUAUUAAAGAAAAAGAAGUUUCCCCUGAAGAAACUGAGGUGGUGAAAGAAGUUCACAUGCAAGAUGUAGAAAAAACUGAAAAGGAUAAUGCAGGUCCAGAAAUUGAGAAGGAUGAGGUGGUGAAAGAAGUUCACAUGCAAGAGGUAGAGAAAACUGAAAUGGACAACGCAGAUCCAGAAAUUGAGAAGGAUGAUGUGAAGAAAAAUAAAAAUGCGACCGAAGAUACAGACGGCAAAUCAGAAGAUGCUCCUGAAGAAGCCAAGGUUGGCCAAAAUGUUGAAAUGCCUACUGAUUCUGAAGAACACAAGAAGAACGCAAAAGGAGAACUGGGAGAUUCAAAAGAGACCAGAGUUGGGCAAAUAGCUGAUGUUUCUGAAGCAACUCAAAGUGAUAAAGGGAAAAUGGAGGAUGUGCAGGCUCAAGAAAAGGAGCAGCAAACACCAGCUGAGGCAGAGAAAGAGAAUGGCUCUGGGCAACAGGACAAAACAGAUGCAGGCAUAACCGGGGAAAAGAAGUACGAAGUGGAAGGACAGGAGGAGAAGCAUGAAAGCGGUGUCUUUGGCUGUGAAGGUGAAACUGAAGAGAAAGCAGCAGCGAAUGGAAAUAACGCCAAAAAAAAUAAUGUGAUGGACCAUGAUAUGAGCAACAAAGCCGAGGGAGAAACGAUCGAGAAUGGCAGCCUCAGCAACAAGGCCAGUGAGGUCAACCCUUGAGUUAUCAUAUAGUAGUAGAAUGACUUGAUACUUCUCUCAAACCUUUCUGACCUUCAUAGGUUUGUGGGUUCCUUCAGAUGAGUAGUAUUGUCUGUUGUUAUAAUAAUAUUCUGAUUGUCCAUGGAAAAAAGUAUGUAAAAUAAUAGAUUAGGCCUGCUGGAGCUUUUGUUAUAUUGAGGGGACAUGUAGUGUGCAGAGAUCUUUGUAAUCACUAUCUUAGAUCAUAGUUUAGGCCUCCAAUUCCACAGCUUUUGUUGCAUUGGAGGGACUUGUAGCUUGCAGAGAUCUAUGUAAUUUAUGUUGUCAAAACUGUUAUUGCAAUAAGUGCUUACGUAUGCAAUUACUGAUCCUAUGAACUCAUAUUCUGGUUC
Messenger RNA from Cornus florida, 1759 nucleotides. RefSeq names its product methyl-CpG-binding domain-containing protein 11-like. The transcript is spliced from 2 exons. Gene Ontology annotation, molecular function: DNA binding. The record is from RefSeq and is a predicted model, not a curated record. Bases 330 to 1388 code for a protein of 352 amino acids. NCBI's taxonomy places the organism in Eukaryota, Viridiplantae, Streptophyta, Magnoliopsida, Cornales, Cornaceae.